AAGGCUUCUCGCUCUGGUCACCGUCACUUGGCUUUCGAAUGUUCGCACGUCUGGGCUGAAGCACCACGGCGACUGUCUCUUUGCUUCUAUCUUCACUCUCGCCUUCUUCCACUUUAAUUCGCCUGGAUAUCAUUCGCCAGAUUAUUCGGCCGGCUCGGUUCACACAUAGCAAGCACGUUCCCGGUUUAUAUUGUGCAAGUUGACUGCGACGACGACCACGACCGGUAUGGCGGAUACUACCACGACCUCCCAACCUGGUACGCCGGGCACGACCACGCCUCAGUCGCGUAGGAAAUACUCUAUCGAUUUGACGCUGGAGCUUGAGCGUCAGUUGGACCUAGAGCAUGCGGACGCAGACGAGGCGGAGCAGACGACGCCUGUCGUCGCUGCGCCGCAGAAGUCCUCCCUCGACCCGCAAGUGCUCGCCCACAUUAUUGGGCAGCUCCGCGAGUCGAUUGCGGCACAGGCGCGAGAGCUAGAGACGACGAAGGAGAUGCUCGCGACGUCCUCGAGUACGGAAGCGGAACUGCGCGAUGCGCUGCAGUUCAUGACGGACAAGGCGACGGCGCUGGAGGAGGAGCUCGAGGAAUUGCGCAAGAAGUCGAAGGACGACGAGGAGGCGAUCUCGAUGCUGCGAACGAAGGUGGAGGAGAGUCGUCGUGGCCUUAUGCGCUUGCAGACGGAGAGCCGCCGUCAGUCUAUGCACCCUCCAGCGGCCCUGGAUACCGCACGCGCCAAUGCGUCGAAGCGCCAGUCAUUCACCCCGCUCACUGGUACCUUGACGGGCUCGCACCGCCGUAGCCCUAGCAUGGGGGACUUCCCAAGCCCCACCCCCACCGCCGGCUUCGAUCCAUCCCGUCGCAUGUCUGGCAUGAGCCUGUUUGGACGGCGGUCGCCCUCGCACCUGCCAGAGCAGGACCCCUUGCUGGCGGAGAUGGAGAGCAUGCGACGCGAGAUGGAUGGCCUUCGCAAGCAGGUGGCGGCCCUCAACGACGAGCUGGAUACGGCGCGUGGCGAGGUCUCGGAGGCCAACGAGGCACGCGAGGCGUCUGAGAACUGUGCGGCGGCACUACGUGAGUUCAUCGCCGAACACAACAUUGGCGCCGGCCCCCCACCUCCGCCCAAGGAGGUGCAUACUCGAAGCGAGAGCACGUCUUCGAGCUGGGGUGCCUUUGGCAAGCUUUGGCGUACGGAGGCGGCGCCCGCACCUGCGGCCGCGUCGCCUAGCUCGCCUGCCAUCGUCACGCGCAAGCUGGGUGGGCUGUUCAGCGCGAGGUCUAGCGUGGUUUCGACCUCGACGACCUCGAGCGCGAUGUCGCCACAGCUGCAAGCGAAUGCUGCGCUGCCUCCCAUGACGCAGCGGGAUUCGGUGUACAGCAUGUCGGAUGCGUCAAGCGUGGCGGAACCCAUCAGCCCCACCAGCGAGACGCCCAUUGCGCCUGUUGCAGUGCGCGAUGGCUUCGCGGCGGAGGGUGCAGACUCGCACAUCCAGGAGAUCACUCUCGAUAUGGGGAAGGCCGCGCCUACGGCGGCGACGGGUGCGGUGGUUGCGUGAAGCAGAUCAAGCGUGCAAGAGCACUAUAGACGGUACAAUGUAUAACGGACCAGCGACGAUUCCCGGUUUGCAUAUACGCUAUUAGCCUUAUACCUUAAUACGCUCCCUUGGAUAUAUCUAUUGCGAGUUUCAAUCGUACAGGUUUCUUUGUGUGCUUC
Molecule: messenger RNA, 1713 nt
Organism: Schizophyllum commune H4-8
Lineage: Eukaryota; Fungi; Basidiomycota; Agaricomycetes; Agaricales; Schizophyllaceae
Exons: 2
Coding region: 227-1555 (442 amino acids)
Source: RefSeq, a predicted model, not a curated record